GGCCGGUCUGGGGAAUUUUCCUUGAACGCGGUCAACGGUCACACUCAGGCAUAAGAGCAAUAAAUAAAAUCAAUUUGUUUAUCAAUUUGAAUCGUUGCCAAGAAGACUGAGGCAUGGGCGUGACAGUGCUGCAACCGUACCCACUGCCCGAGGGCAAGUCCGGAGCGCACAUCAUUGAUCAGCUGGGCAAGCGCCUGCUUGCGCUGGGCGCCACGCACUCCGGCCAGUUCUUGGUCGACUGCGAGACAUUUAUAUCGACACCGCAGCCGCACAAUGGAGCGCCCGGGCGGGCGGUGCAUGUGCUGCACAACUCCGAGUAUCCGGCGUCCACAUUCUCCAUCAUCGACAAUGGCACCGGCAAGCAGGUGUCCCUUGUAGCGGACAAUAUCUUUGAUCUGCUGAUGCUCAAGAUGACCAACACGUUCACAUCCAAGAAGCAGACGAAGAUCGAGUCGCGCGGCGCCCGCUUCGAGUACGGCGACUUUGUGAUCAAGCUGGGCUCGGUCACGAUGAUGGAGCACUUCAAGGGCAUCCUCAUCGAGAUCGAGUACAAGUCUUGCGUGAUUCUGGCCUACUGCUGGGAGAUGAUACGCGAAGUGCUGCAGGGCUUCCUGGGCAUCGGAGUGGCCAAGGAGUUUCCCUCAUACUUUGCCACACAAACGAUUAUGACGGCGAUGGGCCAGCAGCAGCUGCAUGCCAAGCACAAUGAUAUCUAUGAGCCGAUGGACACGGUGAAGCAGUAUCUGGAGCAGUUCACCAACUACCGGAAGCAUGUGGCAUUGCACGGCGGCAUGGUGAGCGGUGGUGGUCAGGGAGGCCCCACAGUGGGUCAGCCGGGCGUACAUAUUCCGCCCUCGAGCAUGGUGGGCAUGGGACGACCUUGAUCCGCCGAUGUCAAGGUGGAGCCACCGGAUGCUCCAGCAACCGACUGAUGACCCAAACGAACUUCCCGUGGGUUUUAGAAACCUCCAACAAGGAUGUUCAUGUCAUAAAAAGGCUAAGGAAAGGUCUGUUUCGUCACAGGAUUGUUUUAGAUAUUGCAGAGCACUGAAUAGUUGUAACCCAAGGAUCGUAAAACAAGUAGGUUUAGUCCUUAGUCAAAAACCGAUAUACCCUUUUUAAAGUAAUACGUAAUUGCUUGAAAUGUCUAAGGAUUUCUGUGACGAAGCACGAUUGCAUUCAAAGCUACUUUUUAAAUAUGCAGAAUUAAAUUUAAUUAAGAGGUAUAUUUAUUUGACUUUUGUAUAAGCUCACAUUUGAAAAAAAAAAAAAAAUAAAUAAACCUCGUAGACGUACUGCGAAAUUAUUUUAAUAAACUUGCACUAUAGUUUGGUUAAUUUAAGAAGAAAUAAAAAUGCUGUUUGUACCAACAGGUAUAGGGGUCUGUAGGAAUAAUAGAAAAACACAUACAGGUAUUUCUAAUAAUUUAAAAACCUAUGUGCGAAUGUCCUUUGUCCCCUGAAAUACUAUCAAACAAUCCCUAUAUACAGCCAUUUUAAAGACAUCACUUACAUUUUUCAUUUUUUUUUUAAUAUUUUCUGCUUUAACACAAUAGUUUAUAUAUGUAUAUUAUAUAUAUAUAUAUAUAUUUAAUAUAUAGAUGUGUGUGGGGGUCUGUGAAUGUGAGUAAAAAUAUGUUGAAUUUUUCUUCUUCAUGAAAUGCGAAACAAUCGUAAAAAAAAUACAUUUUUGGGGCGAAAGCAAAGUCUUUUUCUUAUCUUAUCUUAUAAAAUGCAACGUUUAUUCAAGCCAAAAAAAAUAAAAAUAAAGAUCGUAAGUGAAGAGAAGAAAUGGAUCGUGGUAAAAUGUGUUAAUAUGUAUGUAUAACUAAGCAUAAUUAUGUGUACGCCGCAAAACACACGCAAAAAGUGAUAUACAAAUUAAGGAAUAUAUGUAUAUACGCGAUAUUUAAAAAAAAAAUCGUAGAGAUGAUAAUAUAAUGCGCUCUUAAGGAAUAGUAACAAUGUUCAGAAACUUCAAAUCAAUGGAAUUUGCGUAUAUACGUAGGUGUUAUACGGAUCGUAUAACAGUGGUUAAGUU
Messenger RNA from Drosophila kikkawai, 2040 nucleotides. It is a transcript of the gene MED20, whose product is annotated as Mediator complex subunit 20. Lineage: Eukaryota; Metazoa; Arthropoda; Insecta; Diptera; Drosophilidae. Gene Ontology annotation, molecular function: transcription coactivator activity. Gene Ontology annotation, cellular component: mediator complex. Gene Ontology annotation, biological process: regulation of transcription by RNA polymerase II. The record is from RefSeq and is a predicted model, not a curated record.